GCAGGAAGGGCGAGCAAGGGGCCUCCAGAGCAGGAGGGGAGCCUUGCCUGCCUGGAGAGCACUGCCUUUUCUUCUGGAGGGAAAGGGCCUCCUGUCCUUGAAAGCAAGUCUCCUUCCCAAACUCUCCAUGAAACAUAAUAAGCGUAACCCCCGUGCAGAACUCCCUCUUACUUCCAGACCUGUAUCAAAAUGUGCUGUGGAAAGUGGUAAAAAUAAUGGCUUCCAACACAGAGCGCACUUUCAUUGCUGUCAAGCCUGAUGGAGUCCAGCGGGGUUUAGUAGGUGAAAUCAUCAAACGAUUUGAACAGAAGGGAUUCAGACUGGUGGCUAUGAAAUUUAUGCAUGCUUCUGAAGAUCUUCUGAAGCAACAUUACAAUGAUCUGAAAGACAGGCCAUUCUUCCCAGGUUUGGUUAAAUAUAUGAAUUCUGGGCCUGUAGUAGCUAUGGUUUGGGAAGGACUCAAUGUUGUGAAGACAGGCAGAGUAAUGUUGGGGGAAACUAACCCAGCAGAUUCUAAGCCUGGCACUAUUCGUGGUGACUUCUGCAUUCAAGUGGGCAGGAACAUCAUUCAUGGUAGUGAUUCUGUGGAGAGUGCUCAGAAAGAGAUCAACCUGUGGUUCAAGCCUACAGAACUCGUGAACUUCAAAUCUUGUGCUCAUGACUGGAUUUAUGAAUAAAUAUCCUUUCAGUGAGUUGUCGUCUUCCAACAAACAGCUCAUUCCAACCAAUAAUUUGACCUGGGAACAACUAUCACAGUUACCUUUUGUGAUUAGUGGCACUAAGAAAUAAACAUCAUGAACUAA
Molecule: messenger RNA, 803 nt
Organism: Hemicordylus capensis (graceful crag lizard)
Lineage: Eukaryota; Metazoa; Chordata; Lepidosauria; Squamata; Cordylidae
Product: nucleoside diphosphate kinase
Exons: 5
Coding region: 216-677 (153 amino acids)
Biological process (GO): UTP biosynthetic process; GTP biosynthetic process; CTP biosynthetic process
Molecular function (GO): nucleoside diphosphate kinase activity
Source: RefSeq, a predicted model, not a curated record